Molecule: messenger RNA, 1119 nt
Organism: Monascus purpureus
Lineage: Eukaryota; Fungi; Ascomycota; Eurotiomycetes; Eurotiales; Aspergillaceae
Source: the annotation of a GenBank genome assembly
AUGGACAAACAGAGUGUUAAAAAGGAGUCCUGGGAGUCUCUGUCAUCUCAUUUUUCUAACCUCGAUAUCUCGCUUUCCCAAGACAGCUGCUACUCUUCAGAUGGAACUUCAGUUACCUCGAACGUUUCCACUGCUGCACGCUCGUCAGCCGUCCCGUCUUUUAUAUCUGCCGCUGCAUCAUCUCUCCCUCCAUUCCUGAACUCUAUUUUCAAGAAACCUUACGAAGUCGGUGGAGAGGAUUCUGGAUCGGAGUCUGGAUAUGGCUCAGACUCAUACGAUUAUGAGUCCGACAUUUCUAUAGUAGAUGCUGAAACUUUCUCAGAAGAUGAAGAGGACGACGACCUUUACUAUGUCCCGAGUUGGGACGAGAGAUCCAAAAUGGUACACUCUCACACUAACGCUGACAAGUCGAUCGACGAGUCAUUCAUCGGUUUUGAAUCAAGUGUCCGAUUCGACUCUAAUGUGAGCUAUAUUGACCCGCCUGCUCUCCAGGAGGAGCAGGAGGACACUGCGCCUGAAAUGACCUUCCAUGAGAUGAUGGAGAUUGCGCGAAAUUCUGGAAAUUUUCGACUUUUGAAAGAUGAUCCAGUGAACACAAGCUACGGUACUUACCAUGACAUUGAUAGCGCCAUCGUGGAAGAACUCGAGGAACACACGCGCGACAUUAUUGACCUGGAUAAACGCCUUUUCGUUGCUUACAUGAAUGGAAUGAAUGGGAUUCCGGAUGAAUGUCGAUCACAUCUUCGCCGUCGUGUGAUUGACUGUCGGCGUGGACGACUUCGCUCGCCGUUCUUUGACGAAAACAGCGACAGUGCCAGCGGUGUCUACCUCGACCAGGUGCUACGCCACGUGAUCGGUAUAUUCCCCAAUCUAGUUGUCAAGGAAGAGUUCGAUGAACUUGUGACCUUGCGUGAAGAAAAACUGGCACUAGAACACCAAUCAGACCCCGCGCCGGAGGCUAUUCAAAGGUGUGCAGAAGCCCUAUUGGGCAAGAUUGAGCACCUCCUUUCAGAAAGGUUGGCGAAGGGCAAUGUCGACAUUGGAGAUGAUGAAAUCAGCUUCUUUGCGGGAGGCAUUGCUUACGCGCUUGAAAACUGGUGCCUCUAUACCCACAAUUGA